Molecule: messenger RNA, 1066 nt
Organism: Phalaenopsis equestris
Lineage: Eukaryota; Viridiplantae; Streptophyta; Magnoliopsida; Asparagales; Orchidaceae
Product: cx9C motif-containing protein 4, mitochondrial
Exons: 3
Coding region: 266-469 (67 amino acids)
Source: RefSeq, a predicted model, not a curated record
UUUUUUGCGGGCUUGCAGCCUACCGCCAAUGCAAUAAGCCGAACAUCUGCGGAGGAUUGUGCGCUUAUCCUGCUAUUUCGGCCGCCACUUACACGCAAGCCAAUAUUAGGGUUCAUUACAUAUUCCCGUUGGAAUUCUAUUUCCAUUUGAAUCGCUGGAUUGUUCAUCUCCUGGAAGCAAGUAGCAGAAGAAGGCUGAAAGAGACUCCAUUUAUAAUCUGCGACGUAUCUCUCAUCCACUCCGGUGUUGAUCCAUUGGUCUUUACAUGGCAGGGAAGCAGAAGAGCCAAGAGCCAUGCAAGAAGGAGGCCUGCGAUAUCCAGUCGUGUCUUACAAAGAACAACUUCAACGCUCAAAGGUGCUUGAAAGUCAUUGAAAAGUUGGAGGCGUGUUGUCAGAAUUGCAGCUAUAACUCAACACACUGUGCUUCUUUAUCCGACCUUUUGAAGACUAAAGUCUCAGGAACGUGAUUGGAGAUAUAAGGAGUGACAACCUUCUUUGAAAGCACAAGAUCUCGAUUGAAUGACAAAAAUCUUCAGUAUGUUUAUUUCCACAAUUCAGGAUUGCAGAAUCCCACGAUCAUGCAGUACCGAAUAGCUACAGGCCCUCCCUGGUUAUCAAUUUCAGCAAAAUUUGUUUUGUUUUUUCUGUAUUCUCUAUUUUCUACCUUAAGCAACAUUGUGUCCUCAUUUUUUUUGGAAGAGGUCUGUCUGUAACUUGUGCAGGAAUAUGCGUUGAAACUCAUCAUUGUUUGAACGUUGCCGUUUCAUGGUUCAUGUGGUGAACCUCCUCCAUCCAAAUGCUGUAAUUUCGUGGUUCUUUUCACUAUUUUCAGUCGGGACAACAACCAAACGACUCCUAUCCCCGUCCAAAUGCCAUAGACCUCCUAUAUUCCUCCCUUCCCUUGCUAUCCCACAAUCAUCUCCCCAGUAAAAUUGCUUCGUGAACACCUAGGAGCACUAAAAUGGUUUCACUUGUUUUGAGAGCUCGACAAACCCUAAACCCAAACCAAAAAUUCAUACACAUCCUGACCUUACACCCUUGCAAAAAAAGAAAAAAAGAAAAAC